CGCGGCAUGUGGGAUCUUCCCAGACCAGGGCACGAACCCGUGUCCCCUGCAUCGGCAGGCGGACUCUCAACCACUGCGCCACCAGGGAAGCCCCCUCACUUGGUUUUAAUCAUGGUUCAUCUGUCCUUUUCCAGACUAUAAAUAAUCCCAAGGGUGAGAGUUGGGAUGAUGAGACUUGGUGUCUUGUCUUCUGUAUCUGUCCCUUCGAACACAGUUGAAUGGGAACCAUUUGGGUUUGAGACAUCUAAGAGUUCAUUGGUGGGAAAGGUAUACAGGAACUUGUGGGGAGAUUGGGUGAGGCCAUGAGUGGUAUGUGGAACAGCUUACCCUGGUGCUCCACUUAAACCAGGAUGUGUUGAAACAUUAACACAACUUCCCUGGCGUGCGAGGAUCUGCCUUCUACUUUCAUUCCAUACUGUCAUGAAUAAAGUGAAAAGGGAAUGUUUUGACACCUGACAUAAUCCCAUCCCUCCUCAUGUGUGGGGUAGUGUGAAGGAAUGGUCAGACCAAUAUAUUGGUCUGACUUUAUAUAAACUAUUUAAUAAAAUGAACAAUUAAAGAAUAAAGCAUAUGAUUCAUUCCUUUAUAGUUGUCUUUUAAUAAAACAGGCAUGUGAUAUGCUCUCUGGACCUAGAACCAUACAGAUACUCCUUGGGACCACAAAAGAAGAAAUCCUGAAAUGUGACUGUGGUCCUUGCUCAUAGAAUUGCCUGUGUCACUAAUAGAAGGCUGGAGAACCGGGAUUCCCUUCAGGUCUCCAGGGCAACAGGCCAGGUGACCAAUCAACUCCUAGGCCUAGGCUCAUUGUUGGAGGUGUAAGUGUUGCCAUGACUACUGAAACCUUGGUGACUGAAAACAAAGUAGAGCCUGUUCAGUCUCCUAAGACUACAUCAAGCAAGUUUGUAGACAUGUCUGUGGAAAAGAUGGUAAAAGUAGAAGUAUGCAGAGUUGGAAAAGGGGCUGGUUUGGAUGCGUUUCCCUGGAUGAGGUUUCCAGAUCAAUUUACCAGAAAUGAACAGAUGUAACAGAAGGGUAGUAGCAGGAGUGGGAGAUGAUGUCUGGCACAUAGUAGGUGUUCAGAUAUUUGUUGCAUACUAACCACUGCAUGUUACCUUUGAUCCAUUCUGAAAGGAGUAGGACUUUCUCCCCACCUCCCCUAGGAAAUUGGCUACUCCCUGUCUCUAAAGGGAAAGGUCUAUGUGUCUCCCACUAUGAUAGGGUACUGAGUGAGGUACUGGAGAUCAAGGCAGAUGAACAGAACUCCCUUUUCUUGCAGAGUUUUCAAAGGGCCCUGGGACUUAAGAAGAUGGUGGACAGGUGGCGUAAUUCACACACUCACUGUCUGUGGCAGAUGACAUUAAGCCAGAGGAGAAACCCAUAUGCCAUCCUAAGGAUGCAGGACACUAUGGUGCAGGAGUUGGCACUGGCCAGCAAGCAAUUACUGAUGGUCCGUCAAGCUGCCCUGCACCAGCUGUUUGAAAAGGAGCAUCGGCAGUACCAACAGGAACUAAAUCAGAUGGGCAAAGCUUUUUAUGUGGAGAGACUCUAAUGGCAUUUGAAACAUUGUCCUUCCAUUCUCACCAUACCUGCUAACCUAGAUUUCUUGAGCCCCACCACCUUCAGCUUCCUUCCCAAAACUCACCUGGAUCUAGUUAUGUGCCCAGGACUCAAGACAGUGCUCCAACUCUCACCUCUGGUGCCCCUGUCAACCCCCUGGUGCUAUAGGGGAAACAAUCUAUGAAACAAUGGUAAAAACAAGAGUGACGCCUUGUGGUCAGAAUGACAUAUGCAGUGUUGAUGUACGUGGAGGGAGGGGAGGUGGAUAGAGGCACAAUGUGAGAAACGAAUCCUGAUUUGGUUUAACAAAUAA
Messenger RNA from Delphinapterus leucas (beluga whale), 1870 nucleotides. The record is from RefSeq and is a predicted model, not a curated record. NCBI's taxonomy places the organism in Eukaryota, Metazoa, Chordata, Mammalia, Artiodactyla, Monodontidae.